Messenger RNA from Oppiella nova, 564 nucleotides. The record is from the annotation of a GenBank genome assembly. NCBI's taxonomy places the organism in Eukaryota, Metazoa, Arthropoda, Arachnida, Sarcoptiformes, Oppiidae.
AGUAAUGCACAGAUUAUCAUACAAGACCUGAACCUAGAUUAUCGGGAAAUUGACAUACAUUCUAAGCUGGACAAUAAUUAUGUGGUAAAAUAUAUUGGCUCAUGGAUGGAGUCCCCUUUAGGGUCGGGAGUCACGUCCAUAUUAUACAUUCAAAUGGAGUUAUGUUCGCAUAAUUUGCGUGAAGUGAACAAAAUGAAAAUGAGCUGUUUCCAAUCGGUGCCUAACCGGGGUAUGGGCCAUAUAGAGUAUUUUAUAUCGUAUCAUUUGUUCAAGGAGAUUUUAGAAGCGGUAGAAUACUUGCAUACACGCGAACCUGUCAUAAUUCACCGGGAUCUAAAACCAACCAAUAUUAUGAUAUUGUUGAAUUUGGCUCAAAAACAAUGUAUUAAGAUUGGUGAUUUUGGCCUGGCUAAAAUACACGAUAAGGGGUCGCAUACGAGAAAUGUAGGCACGGAUAAUUAUAUUGCUCCAGAAGUGAUAAGUAGCAAGGUAUAUAAUACAAAGGCUGAUGUCUAUAGUAUCGGACGGUUCAUGGAGGAAUUGUUUAAUUUCGAUAUUAAUGAG